GGGUCGUUGAUAAGCCGCAGCAUCCGCUGUCUGGAAAUCUGCUAUAUAAUAGGGUGUGGGUAACGCCAGUAGUUCAUACAACGAUCGACCGAAGUUAGCCACUGGCAACACGAUGACGACCACAACAACCAGAACAACAACAGCCACGAUGACUGGCAGUUCGGUGUUAUUAUUUUGUGCGGUGCUGCUGAUGAGCAUGUCCUGCAGCAUUCUGGCCCAAACAACUAUUUUGAACGAGGUAACAACUGUUGUCGAAGGCAGUGGCAGUGGCAGUGGCAGUGACGUGGAAAUACCAAAUAUCACCACAGAUCUGCCCGAGAGUACAACCAUUGUCGAGGAACUAACAGAGCCGACCAUUGAUGUAGUUGAUACAACAACAGAAAUAAACAUAGAAGAUGGCGGCAUAGAGACCACGCUCCCUCCCAACGUGCCAGAAGUAGAUCCGGAGACCACUGCACAACCCAUUGAGGAUCCAUCCACAGCCGGUUCCGGCGGCCAGGAACAGGAAGGUUCUGGCAGCCUCAUUCCACAGUUAUCAACUUCAACCCCCAGUGUGGAGCUGACUACUGUUCCAAGCCUCAUCCAGGGGUCGACCCUGACCCCGAUUGCACCAACACCUUCACCCAUAUUCAAGUGUAGAACCUCUGGAACUUUUCCGGACAUUAACGGCGAUUGUCGGCGCUAUCACACGUGUGUGACAGAUCCGCUAACCAAUGAACUGGUGAACUUAGAGAUGAGCUGUCUACCUUGGUUGGCAUUUUCACCUAAAUACGGUCGCUGUGUGCGGGAUAUUUCCGAUUGUACGAACGAUGAAUUUGUUUGCGAGAGCGCCGGGCGUUUUCCUGGCACCAAUGAUAUGUACUACUAUAAUUGCGUGCUCAGUCUGCGGGGUGGCUUCCAUAAGUACAUUGUGCGCUGCUCGGAAGGAGAACGUUAUCAACCGUUCCUGAGACGCUGCUGGCGAUAUGACUGGUUGCAUGAAUAUGCGGUACAGGCGCUGGAGGCCCUCGAUUUGGCGGCCAUUCAGAUUGAACAGAAGGUGUUCAAGGUGGAGGAGAAGCAGCGCCUGAAGGCCGCAAAACUUGCAGAGAAAACCGCGCUCAAGCAACAGAAAUUGGAGGAGAAACUAGCCAGGAAGGCGGCGAAGGAGCAGGCCAAAAAGGAAGCCAAGGAAGCCAAAGAGCAGGCCAUAUCCUUGGAGAGCGCUGAGCAGCCCAGUCUUGAAAACUAAACCACUCUAAUUGCAGACCAAAAAUCUAUGUUGGUGUAUUAACGCCUAGUCUCAAUUUUAGUUAUGAUUCUUAAAUAUUUGUUUUUGUCCCCACCCUCCCCCCUUCCAUUUUGCAUGAAUAAAGACAAGAGUUCUUUAAUAAA
Molecule: messenger RNA, 1374 nt
Organism: Drosophila grimshawi
Lineage: Eukaryota; Metazoa; Arthropoda; Insecta; Diptera; Drosophilidae
Gene: Mur18B
Exons: 2
Coding region: 113-1231 (372 amino acids)
Cellular component (GO): extracellular region
Molecular function (GO): chitin binding
Source: RefSeq, a predicted model, not a curated record